CCGAGGGCGAGCGGUGUGAGGAGAAGGAGCUCUUGUGCCGGAUUUCAGGGCAUUUUUUCCUGAUGCAGCUGUGAUUUCCCACAGAUCCCUCGUGAGGACGAAAUCUAGAGGUGGACGGGAAGGCAGAAAUGGCUGGUUCUCAGGGACAGCUGACCUUCAGGGAUGUGGCCAUAGAAUUCUCUGAGGAGGAGUGGGGACACCUGACCCACACUCAGCGGCAACUGUACCAGGAUGUGAUGUUGGAGAACUACGAACACCUCCUCUUCUUGGGUCUCCUUCUGUCAAAGCCAGACCUGAUUAUAUAUUUGGAGCAAGAGAAGGAGCUCUGGGAUGUGAUGAGAAAGGAGAACAUAGGCUUCCAUCCAGCUGUAUCUUCACAUGAGACCCAGAGUUUCCUGCUCAAGUGUAGCAUAGAAGGUUCUUUCCAGAAUGGGUCAACGCAGAGAUACAAAGAUAGUGCUGUUGAGAUUUUAUAUUUAUGCACAGACUGGGACAAUGAUGGGGAGAGGGAAGUGCCUCACAGAAAUCCUGGACGAUACACCCAAACCAAGGAAAUGGCCCUUAAUGAGAAUGUCACUGCCCUAAAUGGUGAAGGAUAUAAACCGCUGCAGAAAACCUCCCUUUUUAAGUCAACUGUUUCUGCAGAGCAGUGUGUUUCUGUCAGCACAAGCUCCAAUCAGAUAGGCAACCAUAGCAAUUUGUGGACAGACCACUUGGAACAUCUGGAAAGUAACCUAGUCCAUGCUGAGAGUAAUGAUUUGAGCCAUUUGGAAAAUAGGAUUGGUCUGACUUUAAAUCAGAAAUUUGGAAAUGAACAAAGUCCUCAGUGGGAUUCAUAUGAGAGGGACUUCACUGAGGAGUCGACCCUACAGUAUGACCAAAGGCUUUUCACUGAAGACAGAAUUACUCAAUGCACUGAAUUUGAGAAAAUACUGAAACAGGGCUCCUGUGUUCACAGAUGUGUCAUUGCUAGGUUUGCAGAGAACCAUUAUGAAUGUGAUAAAUGUGGGAAAGGCUUUCAUCCAAGCUCUAACUUCAGUAUACAUAAUGGUCAUCGUUUGGGAGACAGUCUUCAUAAAGAUAAUGAAUGUGGGAAAGCUCAUAACCAGUCCUCCAGUGUUGCUGAUCAUCAGAGAAUUCAUGAGGGAAAAAGCCCAUUCACAUCUAAUAAACCAGGGACCAUGUUUAGUCAGUCCUCAAGCCUAAACAUCAAUGAGAUAAUUCCUCAGGGAGAGAAAACUUACAUCUUUAAGGAAUGUGGUAAAUCCUUUGACUGCCACUCAACACUAUGUCAACAUCAGCAAAUGCAUACUGGAGAAAAAGUAUACAAAUGCGAAGAAGCUGGUCAGAGCAUUAAGGACUGUUUAUCAACAAAUGAACAUUUGCAGAUCUAUUCCGGAGAGAAUCCCUGCAAAUGUCAAGAAUGUGGCAAAGCUUUUAACAAUCACUCAAGUCUUAAUAGACCGCACCAAAUUCAUAUUGCAGGGGAAAAUUACAACUGUAAUGAAUGUGCCAAUGCCUUUACAUCAUUGUCAAAAUUUAUUCAACAUCAGAGAAUUCAUAGUGGAGAAAAACCUUACCAGUGUCAACAGUGUAGCAAGAGGUUUAACCACAGCUCAAACCUUACUCAACAUCACAGAAUUCAUACUGGAGUGGAACCUUACCAAUGUCAAGAAUGUGGUAAUGCCUUUAACUGGAGGUCAGGUCUUGAUAAGCAUAAGAGAGUUCAUUGUGGAGAAAAAUCUUACCAAUGUGAAGAACGUGGCAAGUCCUUUAAGGACAGCACAACUCCUAUUGAACAUCACAGAAUUCAUACUGGAGAGAAACCUUACCAAUGUCAAAAAUGUGGCAAGAGCUUUAACUGGAGGUCAUCCCUUACUCAACAUCACAGAAUUCAUACUGGAGAGAAACCUUACCAAUGUCAAAAAUGUGGCAAGAGCUUUAGCCGGAGGUCAUCCCUUACUAAACAUCACAGAAUUCAUACUGGAGAGAAACCUUACCAAUGUCAAAAAUGUGGCAAGAGCUUUACCCAGAGGUCAUCCCUUACUCAACAUCACAGAAUUCAUACUGGAGAGAAACCAUACCAAUGUCAAAAAUGUGGCAAGAGAUUUAACCAGAGGUCAUCCCUUAUUCCACAUCACAAAACUCAUACUGGAGAGAAAUCUUAUAAAUGUCAUGAAUGUGGUAAGGCCUAUGCCAUCCGUCAGCAACUUACUAGACAUCACAAAAUUCAUAAUGGAAAGAAACCUUACCAAUGUCAAGAAUGUGGCAAGGCCUUUGCCCAGAACUCAAACCUUAUACAACAUCGCAAAAUUCAUACUGGAGAGAAACCUUACCACUGUCAGGAAUGUGGCAGUGCCUUUACCAGGAAGGCAGAUCUUCCUCGGCAUCAGAAAACUCAUAGUAAAGAGAAACCUUACCAAUGUCAAGAAUGUGGCGAUGCCUUUAGGUGGAGGUCAGGUCUUGCUAAGCAUAAGAGAGUUCAUUUUGGAGAAAAAUCUUACCAAUGUGAAGAAUGUGGCAAGUCCUUUAAGGACAGCACAACUCUUACUGUACAUUACAGAAUUCAUACUGGAGAGAAACCUUACCAAUGUCAAAAAUGUGGCAAGAGCUUUAACUGGAGGUCAUCCCUUAUUCAACAUCACAGAACUCAUACUGGAGAGAAACCUUACCAAUGUCACAAAUGUGACAAGAGCUUUAACCGGAACUCAGACCUUAUUCGACAUCACAGAAUUCAUACUGGAGAGAAACCUUACAAAUGUCAUGAAUGUGGUAAGGCCUAUGCCGUCCGCUCGGUACUUACUACACAUCAAAAAAUUCAUAACGGAGAGAAACCUUACCAAUGUCAGGAAUGUGGCAAGGCUUUUACCAGGAGCUCAUAUCUUUCUCAUCAUCAGAAAGUUCAUACUGGACAGAAACCUUACCAAUGUCAGGAAUGUGGCAAGGCCUUUAUGAGGAGGUCAGAUCUUUCUCGGCAUCAGAAAAUUCAUACUGGACAGAAACCUUAGCAAUGUCAGGAAUGUGGCAAUGCCUUUACCAGGAG
Messenger RNA from Neogale vison (American mink), 3043 nucleotides. RefSeq names its product zinc finger protein 665-like. The coding region runs from base 129 to 3008 and encodes 959 amino acids. Lineage: Eukaryota; Metazoa; Chordata; Mammalia; Carnivora; Mustelidae. Gene Ontology annotation, biological process: regulation of transcription by RNA polymerase II. Gene Ontology annotation, molecular function: DNA-binding transcription activator activity, RNA polymerase II-specific; RNA polymerase II cis-regulatory region sequence-specific DNA binding. Gene Ontology annotation, cellular component: nucleus. The record is from RefSeq and is a predicted model, not a curated record. The transcript has 4 exons.